This is a messenger RNA of Pseudomyrmex gracilis, 1027 nucleotides long. RefSeq names its product zinc finger protein 675-like. The transcript has 7 exons. Bases 164 to 1027 code for a protein of 287 amino acids. Gene Ontology annotation, cellular component: nucleus. The record is from RefSeq and is a predicted model, not a curated record. NCBI's taxonomy places the organism in Eukaryota, Metazoa, Arthropoda, Insecta, Hymenoptera, Formicidae. Gene Ontology annotation, molecular function: DNA-binding transcription factor activity, RNA polymerase II-specific; RNA polymerase II transcription regulatory region sequence-specific DNA binding. Gene Ontology annotation, biological process: regulation of transcription by RNA polymerase II.
GUAAAAUUAAAAACCAAGUUGAGGUGCUGUUUACCUUUUACUAAAUUUAUCACGUACCUAUUGUAUAAUAAUGCGAUUUCAAUUUUUGUAAAACUGUCAAUUUUCGUCAUUGCGUCCAUACGAUUGUGACACGUGCAAAACAACUUUUCAACGUAAGUGAAAUAUGGAGCGACAAGUUAACAAUCAUUCUUCUCGUAAAAAACCUUAUAAAUGUCAGAAAUGUGGUAACCGUUUUUCGACAAAAAAACAAGUAACUGCCCAUGAAAUAGUUCAUUCAUUGUUGCGCCCGUAUAAAUGUCUCAUAUGCGAUAAAACGUUUACAACUAAAGCAAAUCUAAUAUACCAUUCUAAAUGUCAUCAUUCUGAGUGUGAGAAACCUUAUGAGUGCCAAGUAUGUGAGAAACGUUUGUGUACAAAACAAAGUUUAAUUGAACAUGAAGCAGUUCAUUUAUCGUUGUGUCCGUAUGAAUGUGACAUUUGCGAUAAGACGUUUAAAACUCCUACAAGUCUAAUACACCAUCGUAAACGUCAUUUUUGUCUUGAAAAACCUGAUGAGUACCAAGUAUGUGAGAAACGUUUGUGUACAAAACAAAGUUUAUCUGAACAUGAAGCAGUUCAUUCAUCGUUGUGUACGUAUAAAUGUGACAUAUGCGAUAAAACUUUUAACCUUCAGAAGCAUUUAACAUUCCAUAAAAAACUUCAUUUUGCUCUUGAGAAACCUAUUGAGUGCCAAAAAUGUGAUAACCGUUUGUGUACAAAACGAAGUUUAAUUGAACAUCAAGCAGUUCUUUCAUCGUUGCGUCCGUUCAAAUGUGCCAUAUGCGAUCAACCUUUUACAACCAAGACACAUCUAAAACUCCAUAUCAAACGACAUUUUAAGUACCGUUUUAAGUGCCAAGUGUGUGGCAAUUUUUUCGAGUCACAAAUACUGGAAGAUAAAUAUGGAAUUUGUGUUCACUACACGUGUAAUAUAUGCGAAGAAAGUUAUAAAAAAAGAGUACUGUUUAAGAAACAAGAUGUAUCAUAA